Ceratotherium simum simum (southern white rhinoceros) is the source of this 1119-nucleotide messenger RNA. The record is from RefSeq and is a predicted model, not a curated record. Lineage: Eukaryota; Metazoa; Chordata; Mammalia; Perissodactyla; Rhinocerotidae.
AUGGCGUCCGUGGGUUCUGAGCAGGAUAGUGGGGUUCUCCGAGUCCUCGCCCCCGGGGAAUGCAGCGGCUCUUCCUUGUCCGGCGCCCAGUGCUUCGAGGACCCCGGCCAGGGCUCAGGCCCGGUCAGGGCCCCUGUGGUGGCCGAGGGUCCCAGCUCCUGCCUCCCGCGGAAUGUGCUCAGCGAGAGGGAGCGCAGGAAGCGGAUCUCCAUGAGCUGUGAGCACCUGCGGGCCCUGCUGCCCCGGUUCGACGGCCGGCGGGAGGACAUGGCCUCGGUCCUGGAGAUGUCCGUGCAGUUCCUCCGGCUUGCCAGCGCCCUGGUGCCCAGCCGAGAGCAGCACACUUUUGUUCCUCCUGCCAAGGAGAUGUGGCACAAGUGGCAGAAAGAUGUUUUGCAGCUGGUCCUGGCGAGUCAGAUCCCAGCAGGUGCACCAGACCCCGGCACAGGAGCAUCUGGCGUGACCAUGCAACAGGACUCCCCAAGCUGUGCGACUGAGGGUGUGGAUGAGGGCGAGGUCCCAUCGGGGGUGGCCGAGGUGCUGGAUGGGCCGCUGGCUCUCCUUGAGUCUCCCAGCCUGGUGCCCCGGCCCACAGGCCCAAGUCCCUCCAAGGCCUUGAGGCCACCACCACUCUGGCCUCGAGGGGAUGAGGCUCAGACCUGCCUGGGCCAGGCUGGGCCUCCAGCUGAGGGGGCCAACAUGGCCAUGACACCAGACGCCAGCCCGCACCAGCUGGGGUGUGGGCAGGGCGCGUGGUGUUGGCUGGAGAGGAACCAGCAGAGCCACAGCAGAUGGCCAGUCUGCGCUCGGCGGGCAGGCUCGGCACUCUCCAGUGAUGUGGAAGACCGGACGUCCUUCCUGCUGACUGCCAGUCCCGACUGGUGGCUGGGGUCCCUGGAGGGCAGAGGCGGCAGUGCGCCGGCCAGGAGCACCCCAUCGGACAGGGCAGAGCUGAGCUUCCUCGUGGACCCCGAGCCCGGCUCCCAGGAGCUCUCGGAUGGCCCCCUAGAGCCGUGGGGCUCAGACGUGGGUGGCCCCGGCCUGGCCCUGCGGGACGAGGUGGACAGCCUCUUCCCUGAGUUUUUUACCUACUAGGCGGCUGGGGGCCUGCCAGGCCGC